AUGAGAGCGACUCUCGUCCGACUCCGCGCCGGCACUCGCCUGACAUUAUUCACGCGUGCAAACUGUGGGCUCUGCGACACGGCGAAAACACGCAUUCAGGAGUUUCAGAACCGGAGAGCGGGCAUUGACUACUCCGAGAUCGAUAUCUCUGGCCCCGGACAGCAGAAUUGGCGCGAUGUUUACGACUUCGAUGUCCCCGUUCUACACAUCGACGGGGCGCUGGAACAGGGGCAGACUACAGGCUUGGAUGCGGCCAAGAAACUAAUGCAUCGCUUCACGGUGGAUGAAAUCGAGGCUGCGGUGGCUCAAGUCGAGAAGAACGGGUCUUGA
This is a messenger RNA of Exophiala aquamarina CBS 119918, 330 nucleotides long. RefSeq lists its product as uncharacterized. The transcript has a single exon. NCBI's taxonomy places the organism in Eukaryota, Fungi, Ascomycota, Eurotiomycetes, Chaetothyriales, Herpotrichiellaceae. Bases 1 to 330 code for a protein of 109 amino acids. The record is from RefSeq and is a predicted model, not a curated record.